Molecule: messenger RNA, 222 nt
Organism: Desarmillaria tabescens
Lineage: Eukaryota; Fungi; Basidiomycota; Agaricomycetes; Agaricales; Physalacriaceae
Exons: 1
Molecular function (GO): protein binding
Source: RefSeq, a predicted model, not a curated record
CCUCCUGAAUUGUGCGAUAGAAUCAUCGACUUCUUGCACCGUGACCAUAAAGCUCUCGAAGCGUGUAGUCUAGUCUGCAGAGCCUGGAUUCCCGCGAGUAGAUUCCAUCUUUUUGAGUGCAUCCAUUACGGAGUACUAGCAUGGUCGUCGUCUCGAGCCAUGGUCGACCUCCUCGACAGCUCUUUUUGCACGUUAUUCAAAUAUGUACGUGAAAUCACUAUC